Molecule: messenger RNA, 1255 nt
Organism: Ipomoea nil (Japanese morning glory)
Lineage: Eukaryota; Viridiplantae; Streptophyta; Magnoliopsida; Solanales; Convolvulaceae
Product: F-box/kelch-repeat protein At1g80440-like
Exons: 2
Coding region: 13-1101 (362 amino acids)
Biological process (GO): negative regulation of cytokinin-activated signaling pathway; regulation of phenylpropanoid metabolic process
Molecular function (GO): protein binding
Source: RefSeq, a predicted model, not a curated record
UUAAUUAAAAAUAUGGAUCUUCAUCUUCUUCCGGGUCUUCCUAAUGAUAUGGGCCUCGAGUGUCUUAUUCGGCUUCCAUACCGGAAUCUCUCUGCCGUUAACUCUGUUUGCCCAGGUUGGAAGCUUCAGAUUCAGCUUCCGGAGUUUUGGAGACAAAGAAAAGCUGCGGGCUUUGCUCGCCGGGUUAUUGCCAUGGCGCAAGCUCGGGUCGAACCCACCCGGGAAUCGGCGUCUAUCAAGUAUACUAAUACUGCCACUCCUCUUUAUCGGAUGACGGUUUUUGAGCCGGAAACCGGCGACUGGGCCCAGCUGCCGCCGCUUCCUGGGUUCACAAAUGGGUUGCCUAUGUUCUGUCGGGUUGUCGGGGUCGGGUUGAACCUGGUGGUUAUGGGCGGCUGGAAUCCGGUUACUUGGGAGGUGUCCAAAGCCGUUUUCGUUUAUAACUUCGUCUACGCCACGUGGCGGCGCGGCACGGACAUGCCCGGUUGCCGGAGAUCUUUCUUCGCCUGCGCCUCCGAUCAGAACCGGACGGUGUUCGUCGCCGGUGGACAUGACGAGGAGAAGAAUGCGCUGAGGUCAGCGAUGGCCUAUGAUGUGGCCGGAGACCGGUGGGUCCCACUGCCUGACAUGGCAAUGGAGCGCGAUGAGUGUAAAGGCAGCUUCCACCGUCGCAUGUUCCACGUCAUCGGAGGCUAUGAGACUAAAAUGCAAGGUAGAUUUGGAGCAAGCGCCGAGGCAUUCGAUGUUUCUACGUGGCAGUGGGACGUGGUGCAAGAGGACUUCUUGGACACUGCCACCUGUCCACGAACUUGCGUGGACCAUGAUGACAUCAACGGGUAUUUGUACAUGUGUCGAGAUAACAACGUGGUUAAACAAACAAAUUCGUCAUGGCAAGUUGUGACUCAACUUCCAGCGGAUGUUUCCAACGUGGCAUAUGUGACGACAGCCUGGCAAGGUAAGAUGAUGGUGAUUGGCUCAUCAAAAUUCAGUGAGCCCCACAAGGCGUUUAUUUUGGAUUUAAAUACUUACACGUGGACCAACGUCAACAUGCCGGAAAACUUCUCCGGCCAUGUCCAAUCCGGAUGUUGCUUGGAAAUAUAGAGUUCAACGCUGAAAAUGAAAAAGGUUGUAAAUAUUGUAUAGUAUUGAAUCGUCAAUUUUGGUUCAUGAUACAUAUGCACUAUUUACUAUAUAGAGCAUUAUUUUAUCCAUUUUAAUUUGAAUCGGUUUGGGUACUAAUAAUAUAUUUUGAAUC